GAAACGGCGAUUUCUAAACAAAAGUUCACUUUCUGCCCUCUUUGAAAGUGGAUUUAAACCAGUUGUAGUUUAAAAACCCCACUCUGCAAGGAUUGGCCAGUAAAGACUUUUUUUUUCCCUUAAGGGGGAUUCAGUGUUACAUAGACUUUCCUUCGCCCAUUCGGAGUGGGCGAUUUUGAGAAAACGACAGAUUACCUCCCAGGGAUUUUUAUUUGGUUUCCAGUCAGAUUCAUCGGUUGUUUAUAUAUUUAUAUUGUUUCGCAACGGCAAAAAUAACCUGUAAAGGAAGAUGUGUGUGUACAAUUUCUUACUUUGUUAAUCCAAAACAACUCUGGUAAAUAUCCUAAUGCACUUUCUAAAGGGUGCUCUUAAUUAUUGCUGUGAAAGAACAGAAAGGGAUGGAUAAGUUAUUUUUGCAUUAGCAUGUUUUCACUAGACUCAGAGAAGGGACACAAGAAGCGAGACUUGUUCUUAAACCUCACUUUACUUCCUUAAUUUCCCUGGCCGGGCAACGUAAAUUGUGCUGUAACACACAGCUACUUUAUAAAAAAAUAACCAAGAAAUGAUACUCUCCAGCCCGCACUCAUACCACUUCGCUUUAGAGAGUUAAACGAUUUAUGAUAGGUUAACAAAUAGUUAUUGUCUGAACAGCCAAUGGUAAUGCGGAUCUAACUCUGACCAAUAGACAGGUACAAUGUGCCGGAGGGGACGGCUCUUGAUUCUCACGUCCAAUAAGAAAAGAGGAAAGGGAAACGCCUAAUUUGCAUAAGGCUUCUAUAAAUAGAGGGGCGGCCGCUACUAUUUCUAUACUGUUAUUGCUGGGUGUUUAGAGAUUGAAGACUAGUCUACGUCGAGUACUUUAAAAUAGAAUAGCUUUUGUCAAGAUGCCUGAGCCAGCAAAAUCUGCUCCCGCUCCCAAGAAGGGCUCUAAAAAAGCUGUGACGAAGACUCAGAAGAAGGGCGAUAAGAAGCGCAGAAAGACGAGGAAGGAGAGUUAUUCCAUCUACGUGUACAAAGUGCUGAAACAAGUUCACCCGGACACCGGUAUCUCCUCUAAGGCCAUGGGGAUCAUGAACUCCUUUGUGAACGACAUCUUCGAGCGCAUUGCGGGGGAAGCGUCUCGCCUGGCUCAUUACAACAAGCGUUCAACUAUCACUUCCCGGGAGAUCCAGACCGCUGUGCGCCUGCUUCUGCCGGGGGAGCUGGCGAAACAUGCUGUGUCUGAGGGCACCAAGGCCGUCACCAAGUACACCAGCUCCAAGUAAAUAGUUUGCUGUGAGACUAUCAACACCUAUAACCCAAAGGCUCUUUUAAGAGCCAUCCA
Messenger RNA from Chrysemys picta bellii (western painted turtle), 1324 nucleotides. NCBI's taxonomy places the organism in Eukaryota, Metazoa, Chordata, Testudines, Emydidae. The record is from RefSeq and is a predicted model, not a curated record.